AUGAUUAAGCUCACCUCCAGUGAGUUUGCAGCAGCUGCAUCUGCUAUCUUAAAAGAACUUAUGCAGUACAUUAUGGAAAGAAUUAUGGAGGAAAAUAACUUGGCAGAGGUUUUAGAUGCUAAAGUAGUUUAUGAAGAAGAAGAAGUUUCUGAAGAUCAUGAGAUUGGCUUGGAGGAGCUAGAACAAGCACCUCCUUGGAUAGAUGAUGAAGCCAUCAAUGUUAGAGAGGAGUUAGAAGAAGUGAAUCUUGGAACCUCUGAGGAACCUCAGGAAUACAAGGAUUGCUUUGCAUGGAAAUAUUCUGAUAUGCCGGGGUUAAGCAGGACAUUGGUAGAACAUCGGCUUCCUAUUAAGCCCGAGUUUCAGCCAUACCGCCAACCGCCAACCUCCAAGAAGAGUGUCAAAAGAAUGGUUAAAAAGAACGGAAAACUUAGAAUAUGCAUAGACUUUAGGGACAUAAAUAAAGCAACUCCUAAAGAUAUUUGUGCCAUGCCAAUUGCUGACACUCUUAUUGAUGCUACAGCUAAUCAUUCUCUUUUGUCUUUUAUGGAUUGUUUUGCUGGAUAUAACCAGAUUAUGGUGGCUAAAGAAGACAUCUCCAAAACGGCAUUUAGAUGUCUAGGAUCUAUUGGGACAUUUGAAUGGGUGGUCAUGCCGUUUGGUUUACGUAAUGCUGGUGCAACAUAUCAGAGGGCUAUGAAUGCCAUCUUCCACGACCUCUUAGGUAAAACUAUGGAGGUUUAUAUUGAUGAUGUUGUUGUAAAAUCAAAACUAGUAAAAUAUCAUUUGAAAAAUCUAGAGGAGGCAUUUAAGAGGAUGAGAGUUCACUGUUUAAAACUCAAUCCUCUGAAAUGCGCCUUUAGGGUAAAAGCUGGAAAUAUUUUGGGGUUUUUGGUCCAUGAAAGAGGCAUUGAAGUGGACCAAAACAAAACCAAAGCUAUUCGAGAAGCUAAACCGCCUAGAAAUAAAACAGAACUUCAGAGGUUUCUUGGGCAGCCUCCUGUAUUGAUGCCUCCCAAAAAGGGUAUACCUCUGAGGUUGUACAUUUCAGCAGCUGAAGGUUCAAUUGGGUGUCUGCUAGCCCAGAGCAACCAAGAUGGACAUGAACAGGCUAUUUAUUAUUUGAGCCGUUCGAUGACAUCUACAGAGGUUAGAUACACUCUUAUCAUGAAAUUGUGUCUGGCUUUGUUUUUUGCCUGCACUAAGUUAAGACACUAUCUGCUUAGUAAUAGAGUUUAUGUGGUGUCUCAAACCGAUUUGAUGAAAUAUAUGCUAAACAAACCUGUUUUAUCUGGCAAUAUUGGGAAGUGGUUAUUCAGUUUGGCAGACUUUCAUCUGAUUUAUCAUCCCCAGAAAUCAGUCAAAGGUCAGGCUCUAGCAGAUUUCCUAGCCGACCAUCCAUGUAUAAACCUAGGAGAUGAAAGUAAAUUUGACUUGCCGGUUUUUAUGAAUGAACAUAGACCUUGGAUGCUUAAAUUUGAUGGGUCUAGUACAGAUAGGUCUGCUGGUGCUGGAAUCAUAAUAGUGUCACCUUCUUGUCUUUUAAUCUUGACUUUGAAUUUAAUAGAGAGUUUUGAAGAGGUUGAAUUGGUGCAUGUUCCUAGAGAGGAAAAUUGGAAUGCCGAUGAAUUAUCACAGCUAGCAUCUGGCCUACGUCUGUCGGAGGAGUUAACCCACCGACUAGUAAUGGUACAAAGAAAAACUCACCCUUCAAUUUUUAAAAGAGGAGUACAGCUAGAUAUUUUCAAUAUUGAUGAUAACUUAGUACAGGAUUGGAGGAGAGACAUUAAAAAGUACUUGGAGAAUCCUAGCAAGAAGAUGAUGUAUAAAGUAAGAGUGAGAGCUGUUAACUAUGUGCUCAUAGAAGAUGUUUUAUACAGAAGAGGAUUCGACAACCUAUUGCUAAAAUGCCUUGGAACUACAGAGGCACUAAAGGUCAUGAAACAAACUCAUGAAGGAGUUUGUGGAGCACAUCAAUCUGGAGUGAAAAUGAGAUGGCUGAUCCGAAGGCAUGGUUACUUCUGGCCAUCUAUCCUUAAAGAUUGCAUGACUUUUGCAAAGGGUUGUCAAUCGUGCCAAAGGUAUGGAAACAUACAAAGACUUCCAGCUGCUGAGUUGAAGUGUGUCAUCAAACCAUGGCCAUUCAGAGGUUGGGCCGUAGAUUUGAUAGGUAAAAUAUAUCCUCCGUCUUGUAAAAAUCACAGUUUCAUAAUUGUAGCUACUGAUUAUUUUACCAAAUGGGUAGUCGCUAAGCCAUUGGUAAAAGCAGAGCAAAAAGAUGUGAGUAAAUUUAUUAAAGAGGAAAUCAUCCAUCAAUUUGGAAUUCCACAAUCAGCCAGUGGCCAAGCUGAAUCUUCUAAUAAGAUUAUCAUCAACAUAGUUCAAAAGAUGUUGGAAGAAAAUCCAAGGGAUUGGCAUCGAAUUUUAUUAGAAGCACUCUGGGCAUAUUGCAUCUCUAGGCGAAAUGCUACUGGAGUAAGUCCAUUUAUGCUAACCUAUGGUCAUGAUGCAAUGUUACCCAUGGAGGUGGUGAUGAGGUCGUUGAGAGUAGCUAAGCAGAAUCAUUUGACUCCAGAAGAUUACAAUGAAACCAUGAUGAUGGAGUUAGAAAAUUUAGAAGAAGGGAGACUUCAGGCUUUAAGCAAUAUGAUUAUACAGAAGAAGAAAGUCUCCAAAAGCUACAACAAGAAAGUUAGACCUAAGACAUUUCAUGAGGAUGAGCUAGUAUGGAAGUUGAUCUUACCCCUUGGUACUACAGACAGAGAAUAUGGGAAAUGGUCUACUAAUUGGGAAGGGCCAUUCUUAGUCCACAAGGUGAUGAAGGGGAAUGCAUACUGGCUAUCAAGUCUAGAGGGUGAGCCUCAUAAAAAAUUUAUUAAUGGAAAGUACUUGAAGAAAUACACUCCCACCAUCUGGUAG
Messenger RNA from Mercurialis annua (annual mercury), 2919 nucleotides. RefSeq lists its product as uncharacterized. The transcript has 6 exons. The record is from RefSeq and is a predicted model, not a curated record. Bases 1 to 2919 code for a protein of 972 amino acids. NCBI's taxonomy places the organism in Eukaryota, Viridiplantae, Streptophyta, Magnoliopsida, Malpighiales, Euphorbiaceae. Gene Ontology annotation, molecular function: nucleic acid binding.